AUGCUAACGCCGCUUGGUACUAAAGAAAAUGAUAGUAAAACUUCAACAGAUCAUUAUUAUACACAACAACAACAACAACAACAAUAUUAUAGUCCAAUAUCAAUUAAUAAUGACUUAAAUAAUCUUCAACAUUAUCCUACAUCGAUUUAUGAAACAAAUCCUUACUAUACACUUUCACCAGGAUAUUCACAUCAACAAAAUAAUCAUACUAAUGAACAAGAUUCAAAUAAUCAAGUUUCAUCUACAGCUUAUAUACCAACUUAUCAUCAUCAACAUUAUUCAUCUGAAGAACAUGCUAAUGAAAUGUUAUAUUCACAAAAAUCAUCAAAUCAACAAAUAACACCAGUAUAUGAUUAUAACCUAUCGUCAAUUCCACCUCGUCCAUCAAAUUCAAUAUUUCCUCAACAUUCAAAUUAUGUUCAAUCAUCUGUUGAACAAGUAAAUUGUAGUACAAGAAAUAGUAUGAAUUACUCAACACCUUGUUUACCAUCAGAUGGAGCUUGUCGAUCCGGUUCUAUUGUUGUCGAACUAGUCAAUCGACCAUUAUGGUUGAAAUUUGCUGAGCAUACACAUGAAAAUAUUAUCACGAAAAUUGGUCGUCGUAUGUUUCCAACUCUUGAAUUUAAAGUCUAUGGAUUAAAACCUGAAGCAACAUAUGAUAUGUAUGUUGAUAUGGUUUUAGUAGAUGUAAAUCAUUGGAAAUUUAAUUCUGGUAAAUGGAUACCAUCUGGACAAGCUGAACAAAAUCAUCGUUAUUUACAUCCGGAUUCACCAAACAGUGGAAUUCAUUGGAUGAAACAUGAAAAAAUCUCGUUUUCUAAAUUAAAAUUAACAAAUAAUAAACAAUUAUCCAUAAGUCACUCAGAAAAUCAAAUGACAAUUAUUCUUAAUUCAAUGCAUAAAUAUAUGCCACGUUUGAAUAUUGUUGAAGUCAAUGGCCACUCAAUUAAUCCAAUAUUAUCAUCAAAUAAAAAUAGUUCAGCAAUAAAACAUACAUUUCCAUUUCCUGAAACGCAAUUUAUUGCUGUAACAGCUUAUCAAAAUACUGAUAUUACUCAAUUAAAAAUUGAUUAUAAUCCAUUUGCAAAAGGCUUUCGUGACAGUUCUGAUUAUCGUUCUCCAUCACCAUCAUAUGGUAAUGAAAGUAAUCCAGAAAUUGAUUAUUAUGGAAAUCCAUAUGCAACUCAGCAAUCUUAUAAAAAGAAAAGACCUAAUUAA
Messenger RNA from Rotaria sp. Silwood2, 1218 nucleotides. NCBI's taxonomy places the organism in Eukaryota, Metazoa, Rotifera, Eurotatoria, Philodinida, Philodinidae. The record is from the annotation of a GenBank genome assembly.